Haplochromis burtoni (Burton's mouthbrooder) is the source of this 1192-nucleotide messenger RNA. It is a transcript of the gene cd99l2, whose product is annotated as CD99 molecule-like 2. NCBI's taxonomy places the organism in Eukaryota, Metazoa, Chordata, Actinopteri, Cichliformes, Cichlidae. The record is from RefSeq and is a predicted model, not a curated record.
GACCUUCUUGCUGUGCGGCAACAGUGCUAACCACCGUGCCACCGUGCUGCCUAGUUUUUUGAGAUUAUUUAAUUUAAUUAAGUUGAGUUGAGUUGCUGCCCCACGUGGAGGAGUUUAGGUAUCUCUGGGCUUCAAGUGAAGGGAGAGGGGAGCAAGCGUUUGAUAGAUGAAUUGGCUGCAGUGAUGAAGAGAGAACUGAACGUAAAAGCGAAGCUCUGGAUUUACCUGUCACUCUAUGUCCUUACUCUCACCUACGAUCACUACCCAGAGUUUGUGACUAAAAGAACAACACUGCAGGUACAAUCAGCAGAAAUGGGCCUUCUUCGAAGGGUGGCUGGCCUCUCCCUUAGAAAUAGGGUGAGGAGUUCACCCAUCGGGAGGGGCUCAAAGUAUAGACUCGACUGUAGAGUGGAGGAGUGGAGAGCCAGUGGAGUUAGUUCAGGCAUUUCGCAAGGAUACCUCCUGGGUGUCUCCUGGGCGAGUUGUCUGGACCUAUCAAAGUAACCAACACAGGGGCCAGAACUUGACAGCAAUAAACCCCACCCUCACUUAGCACAAAAUAAAAAAAUAACAUGAAUAGUAAGCACACCGACUAAACGACCUGAUGUGCUCUGUUGGAACCGUGUAUGCGAUCGUGGAGCUUUUAGAUAAAAUAAUAGUAAAACCUAUUCAUAACCCUUGUUCAGUGUACUUGCGCUAAUGACGAGAUGAACUAAUGCAACAUCUCUCUAAUGAGAGGACUUUUGUUUUAAAAGCAACCGGAAGUGGCGCAGAGUGGGUGUGUCUCAGCUAGCCGUGGGGAACGCCCUGGAUGCGGCUUUCGGACACGCUGAGUGCCAACACGCCCGCUGAUCGCUCGUUGUUUCUGCACCUCGUCUCGGCUCGUGUGGACUCGUAGCCAUGGCUCACCGCUCUCUGUGCGCUCUGUGUGCGCUGCUGCCGCUGCUGCUGCCGCUCCAAGUUCUGCCUCAGGACUUGAAGCUGGAGGAUGCUCUGGAUGAUGCAGACAAUAAACCACUGACACCAGCACCUACAAAAAAGCAAACAGCACCAUCAGGAGGAGCAGGCGGAGACUUUAAACUGGAGGAUUUCUUUAACGAUGUCACCACCACCACCACCAAAGUCCCACCCAAGGUUUUCCCCAGGGUCCCUGCAGCCACCAAGGCCCCAGCGAAGCCCAAACCCAAGCCAG